This is a messenger RNA of Akanthomyces muscarius, 960 nucleotides long. RefSeq lists its product as uncharacterized. Gene Ontology annotation, biological process: regulation of DNA-templated transcription. The coding region runs from base 1 to 960 and encodes 319 amino acids. The transcript has 6 exons. NCBI's taxonomy places the organism in Eukaryota, Fungi, Ascomycota, Sordariomycetes, Hypocreales, Cordycipitaceae. Gene Ontology annotation, molecular function: zinc ion binding; DNA-binding transcription factor activity, RNA polymerase II-specific. Gene Ontology annotation, cellular component: nucleus. The record is from RefSeq and is a predicted model, not a curated record.
AUGCAGGCGCCACAGACCGAUAGCGGACUCCCACAAACGUCAAAGCUGUCAUGCUUCUCCUGCAGGAAUCGAAAACAGAGGUGUGACAGGCACUUGCCCAGCUGUUCAAGGUGUAAGAGGCUGCUACUUGAUUGCGUCUAUCCUAGGCGCGACUCCCAGGGCUUGAACGCAGAGCCUGGAGCGGGAAUCGUGCCGAGCCUCAGCAGAGUAAAACCCGAAAUCAAGAGAUUACGGGAUGACCUUCUCUGUCUUACCACCCAAUUAUGCCAGCCUCACUCCCCUCAGUUUAUUUCAUGUCAUAGACAACUCUUCACCAGCAUGUUGGAGAGCCACUUUUCGACUACUCAUAUGUGGCUACCUCUAGUGCAGAAGACGUCUGUCGCUGAAAGACUAGAUGGCUCACAGACACACCAAAGCCCGGCUUUUCUUCCCAUGCUUUUAGCAAUUUGCCUUAAUAGUAAGGAAGUCUGCGGCAUGGGAUCUUUGCAAAGUCUCGAAGAGGCCUUGUUUGCUGCUGCAAAGAGAUAUUACUGGGGAUCACAGCCGACAUCCGCCCCAGCCAUGGAGCUGAUUGUGGCCGGAAUACUUUUAUCAACGUACGAGUACGGGCAUGGCUUAGCGCAGGAAGCCUACAUGACCAUCUCGACGUGCACCGCUAUGAUUCAAGUUUCGGGUCUUCUUUCAUACCACAAGAAUCGGGUAGAUGCAUCCUCUGUGGUAGUAGAGCAGUCGCGCGCCGUGUGGGCUGCAAUCAUGAUAGAGCGGUUGAUUGCAUUAAAGGCGCAGAUCUUGCUGCGAAGCAAUGACCAUCACUACUCUUGCAAUCAUUCGCCUACAUACUUAUCGAUUGCAGUGGAUGACACGCGAUUCACUAUCUGCCUCCGAUCGAUUCACAUCGUCUGCAACUUUAGAAAAGGUGGUCUGUAUUACUCUCGAAAAUGUAGAGGAGCAUAUGAGUAA